Molecule: messenger RNA, 1937 nt
Organism: Mercurialis annua (annual mercury)
Lineage: Eukaryota; Viridiplantae; Streptophyta; Magnoliopsida; Malpighiales; Euphorbiaceae
Exons: 4
Coding region: 176-1828 (550 amino acids)
Source: RefSeq, a predicted model, not a curated record
CCUUGGGAGAGGGGUCUAUAAAGACCGAGUCUAAGAUCAACUCUACAAGUUUAUAUAUAUUUACAAAGUAGGAAUGGAAAUUAUAAGCUACUCCCUCUUGCUCAAUUAAGCUAAUUAAAAAGAUAACAUAAACCUUCCAAAUUAGUGAUAAUUUUUUAGAGUAAUUAGCUAAUGAAUGGGUGUUCUUGCUUUUUGUUGGUUGAUCAUUGAAGCUACUAUCAUCCCAAAUGGAUUCUCGAAAUGGUUUUAUUUAAGCUUCUAUAUUCAUCCUUCAAUCCUUGUUUUUUGCCAAAUUUAUCUUUGGCUUAAAUUGAUACUAAAAUACAUUUUUCUCAUCUUUAUUUAUCCUUACAAAAUUAUUUCUUUUGUUUGCUUAUAUAUUUUCAAGUUUUUCAAAAAACUUAUUCUCUAUGCUUUUUCAUGCACUAGAUUGACCAAUAAUAAUACUUCUUCUGAUUUCAUACAAGAAGUGGAGAAUUUAGAACUUGUACAAAACUGUAACAAAAACCAAAGUUUUAGCUCUUUUAGUAAUUCUCCAAUUGUCGGUCCAAUAUUCCAAGUUCAGGAUAAAAUUAAAUUUCAAGAAGAGGAAGAUGGAAGUGUCAGGAUUGAUGAUUUAUCUCUGAUCGAUGGAUCAUCGUCAUCAUCUUAUUAUUAUUCUGAUGAUUCUUGCGAAGUUGAAAGCUCCAUAUCAUCUACAGAAGAUGAAUUGGAUGAGAAUCUGGAGAUGGUCAAUGAAUAUUCACCGUUGGUUUUCAGAUUUGAUUCACCGCUGCUUCAAGAAGAAGAUGGCGAAAAGAAUAUUGAUUUUCUGGCACCGGAGCCGGCGCCGGCGGAAGUGGAAGAGAGUAAAAAGAGUGGCAGUGAAGAUGAUGAUGUGGAUGAAUUGUACAACAAGUAUUGUGAAAGAAUGAGAUGGUUCGAUGUGCUCAAUUAUGAUAGAACCUGUGGAAUAAGUUCAAUCCUAAAUCAGCAAGAAGGAACUCCAAGUUCAAUACAAAGUACCAAUGAGGCAAUGGAUAAUUUGAUGGUGUUCCCUCAAGUAAUAUGGGAAAAAACAAGUAAAAAUAAGAUAUUAAAAAGCUUAGAUAAUGAUUUUGAACUUAUCUAUGUGGCUCAAUCUUGUUUGUCAUGGGAAGCCCUUCACCAUCAAUACAGAAAAGUUGAAUCCCUUGCUUCUUUAACCUCUCAAAAUGGUGUAUUUUACAAUAAUGUGGCUACUGAAUUCCAAAAAUUUCAAGUGCUUUUGGAGAGAUUUAUGGAAGAUGAAAGGUGUGAAGGUAAAAGGGUUUGUAAUUAUGUUAGAGGAAGAUUUUCAUCCAAGGACCUACUCCAAGUCCCUAAAGUUUCAGGGUUUUUUGAGCAGAAAAAGGAGGAAAUAGAAGCAGAAGCUAUAAAUGUAAAAGAAGUUCUGAAAGCAAUAGAGAGAUGCAUAGAAGCAUUUUGGGAAUUUGUGAAAACAGACAACAAGAAAAGUUGGUGGAAAUUUAGAAGUUCCUUAUGGAGUCCUCCACCUGUGGAGGACCCUAGAGAUUUACAUCUAUUAGCUGAUCUCACUAGGAAGCUGCAAAAGAAGGAAUUAUUGUUGAAAGAUUCACAAGGGAAGCAAAGGUGCUGGUUCAGGAAAGUUGUGAAUCCUAUAGAAGAAUCUCAAAGAAAGGAGAUGAUGUUUACAAUGAUAGACAUGAAAAUGGUAUCAAGAGUGCUUCAAUUGCCAACACUCUCCUCUUCUCAACUCAAAUGGUGCCAACAAAAGCUGGACAACAUAGACUUUUGGGAGGGCAAGAUUGUUAGGGCUUCCUCUUCUGCUCCUUUAUUUCCUCCUUGAUCUUUUUUCUUUUGCAAAAGUUGAACAUAAAUAAUUUUAGCUUAAUUGCUUUCAAAAUCGCGUGUUUUGUAAUUUUAAUAUGAACUUUCAAUUUUAACAAUUUAAUACA